CUGUAGGGUAAAGAGAUGAAGUCUUUUUGAAGACUCCUGUUGAGAAGGAAGGGGGUCUUUUUUUCUUUCUCUCUCUGAAGCGCCGUCAGCUUUCAAACUCUAUCUUGGUGAAUGCCUCCCUGCAGCUGACUGUGGGACAUGACAGAAACUGGGCAUGGCCCAGAACCUACAGGUUAAAACUUCCUUCCUUUAUGUUCGCCUACAGUCUCCGUUCGUUAAGGCGGCGGGUCACACCGACCGAAAACAGGCGGAGGGCAGCGGCGGCGAGACGGGCGCGAUUCUCGCCGGGAAUGGGCCGCUUUCUGCGCCUGGCAUCGGGGAGGGGUGCCAAGGCAACCGCCAGCAACAGUUCUGCGCUGGCCUGUGUCACAAUAAGGGGCCCCAUGCAAUGCCAGGGACUCGCCUCUGCAGUAGGGACAGUCCCCAGGGCAGGGGUGAGCCGGCCAUUCGGCCGGGCUGCCCGCAUGAUCUCGGGAUGUCCCGCACCGGGACGCCUCACUGUGCCCCCUACACUGCUCCCUGGAGCCCGUUCGGCCCUCCCGACACCAGGUCCGGAAAAGACGGGGUCCGGUGGAAGGUGGAGUUCAACAAACUCAUUCUGGUGGAGACACCCCUCUUCUGUACACCUCUCUGCUCCGGGGAUCGUAGGUGCAUUUCCAGUCCACAAGCAGCUGGCACACUGCUAUCCCCGUGUGUCCACGGGGCAUCUACCUCUUCAACACCAAGUCCAAAUCCACUGCAGAAGACUGAGACCUUUGUUUGGAUCAAUCAGGCGUCUCCACAUGCACAGAGUGUUGCGAAGGCUAAAUAUCAAUUCUUAUUUGGCACACCUGCAGAAGACAACUCUUUGGACAGGGGUUGCUUCCAGUCCCCGGGAGAAAACCGACGCGUGGACAAGCCGCCGGCCUUAAACCAGACGCCUGAGGUGGUCGAGACAAGGACCUGGGAGAGCAGGUACCCGAGAGUGGUGGUGACAGCUGCGGACUCCAGCCCGGCGGACACACCGCCCAGCUCCCAGCGGCGACGGGAGGUGAGCGGAGCUGACUCUGAGCCAGAAUGCUGGCAGGGCAAGUCCGGCUGCGUGAAGUUCAUGGUGUCAGACGCCGAAGGUGCCCUCACGGUGUCUGACAUGGACGACAGCGCUUCGGUAGACUCGAGGGGGGACUUGUCUGAGGAGCCGGCCGGCCGGGGCGGGUCGGCGAAGCUGGUGGUGAGCAGCGCCCAGGUGAUGACAGCGCCGGUGUUCGCGGUGGUCCGGGGCCGGCACACCGCCCUGCUGCAGUGGGAACGGGAGGAGGACGGAGCGCCGACUCCGCCGGCGGACACCCAGCCCGCGAGAGAUGCCGUGGCCCGGAGAGAACUUGCCGCCGGGGACAAGGAGACGCUGCAGAGCCCUUCCUCCGACCUCAAAGACCCUGCGCCGGUGGAGGCGAGCCCCCGGGAGACCCCUCGGCACGUCUUGGACGAGGGAGCCACCGGGGCACGGGCAGGAACGGAAAAAGACCAGGCGCCGGCCAAAGGCGAGGAUUUCCUGACGACCGAGUGGCCCGUGCCGCAUGCACCGCUCCCCAGUGAAGAUGAGGAGGACGGCGCGGCUUCUGCUAUGACCAGCGAGAGAAAGACCUCGUUGAACGCUGCUCAGUCCGAGAUCAGGAGCGACGAGGACGACGAUGUCUUUGUGAGCGCCAGAGAGAGCGAAGCGAGUGUGAUGAGCAGAACUUCCCUGGGAACCAAAUCAGCAAAUUUACUGAUGUUGACGGUCACAAACAAGCCAGAGUUUGAUUGUACCUGGACUUCGCCCAGUGAGGUAACUGAUAUUUUCAGCUCACAGUUUGAACACAUUAUGGAGUGCCAGCAUCUGAAAGGUACCUCGUACAACAGCCUGGACUCACUGGAAAUGAUUUCCUCCACGGACGAGAGUGAAUGUGGCUUCAGCUUUGAAAUGCCGCUCACCCCGAUGAUUCAGCAGCGAAUCAAGGAAAGCAACCAGUUCCUGGAGCAUGGGGCGACAGAAGCCGGCUUUGGUAAUAGGGCAUUGCAGCAUCGAAUAGACAUCAGUGACAUAUCACGAGGCAGGCUGGAGGAAAGCAUCGACACAUCAGACAAUUUAUUCCAUAAACCUUCUCCGUAUGCUGUUGUCAAUGGAGCACCUCAGCUCUCUGAACUCUAUCAGGAGGGGCAGAACGAACCCUCUACUUCAAGCUGGGGUCUCACUGCCUUUGGUGAAGAAGCACCACUUGUGUUUCCUACUGCUGCCCGUGCCUAUAACCCUCUCUCUCGCUCUCUCUCUCGCUCUCUACUUCACAGUAAUGAAUUCAGCAAGUUAGUGGCUGAAGAAUACCUCAGAUUUUUUGACUUCACUGGUUUGACCUUGGACCAAUCACUAAGAUUUUUCUUGAAAGCAUUUGCACUAAUGGGGGAGACUCAGGAGCGAGAGCGGGUAUUAAUCCACUUCUCCGAACGAUACUACCAGUGUAACAUGGGCACUAUUCCUUCUCAAGAUGGGGUCCAUUGCCUUACUUGCGCACUGAUGUUGUUGAAUACAGAUCUUCAUGGCCACAAUAUUGGAAAGAAGAUGACCUGUCAAGACUUCAUUAACAAUCUGGAUGGUUUAAAUGGAGGGAAGGACUUUCCAAAAGACCUGCUGAAGGCGUUGUACAAUUCAAUCAAAAAUGAGAAGCUGGAAUGGGCGAUAAAUGAAGAAGAGUUGAGAAAAUCGCUCUCCGAGCUUGCUAAUGACAAGACAGACAAUGCUGGAUCCAAGUCCAACAAUCGUAUUGGAUCUGGUACGAAUCCAUUUCUCGACAUUCCGCAGGAUCCCAAUGCUAAAACGUACAAAACUGGCUUCCUCUCACGAAAAAUUCACGCAGACAUGGAUGGAAAGAAAACUCCCAGGGGCAAAAGAGGUUGGAAGACAUUUUAUGCUGUGCUGAAAGGCAUGAUCCUUUACUUGCAAAAGGAAGAUCAGCUGAAGUCGCACGAGGCCAAGCUAAAACAGAUUUCCACUGAGCUCACUGAGCACCGUUCCUACCCGCCUGACAAGAAAGUCAAAGCAAAGGAAAUUGAUGAAUACAGACUGAAGGAGCACUACCUGGAGUUUGAGAAAACCCGAUAUGAGACAUAUGUUAAACUCCUGAAGGAAGGAGGGCCGGAUAUGCUCGUGGAAAACGACGGAAACGGGAUGAAAAAGUCGCACUCCAGCCCAUCGCUGAACCAAGAGAUGUAUCCUGUAAAUGCAAAAAUCAAACGUAACGUCUCUGAGAGAAAAGACUACAGGCCUGACACAGCCAACAACAAGCAGAAGACUUAACUUCUUAGCAGGAAAUCAUCUCCCAGUCCACGGCCACCAAAACAUAAUCAAGUGACGCAAUCUGUGACUUGUAUAUUUUUGUGUAAAAUAUUAUUUAGAUGUCAACUUUUGGUAACAGAAAUUGUGAGAACAUGACUGAUAUGGUAAUCCUUCAUUUGCAGACACUCCUGUAGCUUUUUAUAUUUUUAUUUGGUUGUUGGCGCAACUGUUUGUAGAUUGACUUUUUUUAUAUUGCCUUAAAGAGACAGCCUCCUAUUGUUGGCCUGCUAUUUAGAAAGCCAUUGAAGGUCACUCAGUUGGAGGUUUACACAAGAGGCCCUAUCAGAGUGCCAAAUGGAUAUAUGUCAUUUCACAAACUGAGAAUUGUCAUUGGCUGAAUUUCUGAGUACAAAAUCAGAGCAAGGUAGCCGCUGACUUUGCUGUCCUUUUAUUUUUCCUCAUUAUUAAUUCUUUAAAUUAUUUAAAGCCAAACACACUCAAGGAAAAUUGGAGCCUUGUGAAAUGAAUGUUUCUGUGGACUUUUUUUUUCUUAAAGAAACAAUGCUUUAUACAGAGUUGCUUACUGGAGACCAACAAAAUGAAUAUUCUUCAAAGAGCUAUUGGUUACUUUUCUGUUUAUUGCUUAUGAGCAAAUAGUUCUUCUAACAUUCUCACUGUCUUAUCCCCUCCUCCCUUAGUCAUCCUUCCCACUACAGUACUUCCUUUGAGGACUGUGACAUCUCUGACUCCCUUUCUCUCCCUCUGUCACUCCCCAGUACAUGCGUUGCAUUUGCAAUAGUGAUAGUUUAACAUUUCAGAGCACAUGCCACUCACCCACUCUCCUUGCACAUCCCCACCCAA
Rhincodon typus (whale shark) is the source of this 4150-nucleotide messenger RNA. RefSeq names its product PH and SEC7 domain-containing protein 3-like. NCBI's taxonomy places the organism in Eukaryota, Metazoa, Chordata, Chondrichthyes, Orectolobiformes, Rhincodontidae. The record is from RefSeq and is a predicted model, not a curated record. Gene Ontology annotation, molecular function: guanyl-nucleotide exchange factor activity. Gene Ontology annotation, biological process: regulation of ARF protein signal transduction. Bases 155 to 3310 code for a protein of 1051 amino acids. The transcript has 15 exons.